Penaeus monodon (black tiger shrimp) is the source of this 2688-nucleotide messenger RNA. RefSeq names its product general transcription factor 3C polypeptide 4-like. Gene Ontology annotation, molecular function: protein binding; histone acetyltransferase activity. The record is from RefSeq and is a predicted model, not a curated record. Lineage: Eukaryota; Metazoa; Arthropoda; Malacostraca; Decapoda; Penaeidae. Gene Ontology annotation, cellular component: transcription factor TFIIIC complex. Gene Ontology annotation, biological process: transcription initiation at RNA polymerase III promoter.
CCGGAGUGUAAGCGACCAUCAACAGUGUUAUCGGAGUCCGCAGUAUGUCUGCCUCGUAAUCGCAUGUAAAGUGAGAUAUGCUGGGCAAUGUAGAAGUGCGGCAGUGGGUGGAAGGAAUCCCUAUUGCCAUUACUGUGUUGGUGCGAUCUCCAAUCACCUGGUCGGAAGACAACAACAUAGCUGUUGUGACUCAACUUGGGACAUAUAUUUUUGAGCUGACCCUAUCAUCGGAGGAAUGUUCACCCAGCAUAGUAUACACUCGGUCCUUUAUCCCACCACCAAAAGAACCAAGCAAAUGGCAGAACACAGGAAUAACAGUGAGACCAAUGGUAGAACAGGUAGAACACAGUGCAAGUCAUGCAAUCAUGCUCGAUGGCGUGUUGUCAGCUGGACAGAGAACCCAUAGUGAACAGUCCCCGCUCAACAAUCGAAACCUGUCUCCUGCCAUCCCUGGAGGCAUCGCAAAUCACUUAGGAUAUCACAGAGGUGCUUGGUCUCCGUAUGGGGUGGGGGUUCAGAGAAGAUGCUUGCUAGCCCUUGUCACACAUGACCACCAGAUGUUGAUAGUAGGCCAGGAAGGACGGCAGUGGAACAAGUUAGUGGAUAUAACAGGCCAGUGGUACAACUAUGUCUCUGCCAAUUCUUGGGCUUUGACCAGCCUCCCCAAAUCCUCUCCGUCACAUGAGGUGUUCACUGCUAGGAUGAGCAUGUUAUCCAUAUUAGCAAUACUGUGGACCCCAUUGUGUGAAGAUAAUGCAGGUAAAUUCAGUGUCUUGCUCACCACAACGGCAAGUGGCCACAUAACGUUUUGGAGAGUGCCUGCAGGUUUCAGCGGCAAAGAAGAUAUUCACAUCAUUGGGGUGAAGGAAGCUAACAUGAAGUCUUUGUCAGCAAUUCGUUGGAGUUCUGUUUGUGAAGGCUGUGGUUAUCUGGUGAUGGGUAACAGUAAUGGGCAAGUGAAGGUCUUUUAUUGCAAGAUAGAUGGCAAUGGAAUUUUACUGAGAGACUUGGGUUUUGCCUUUGAUGAUGAUUACAGAAUGCAGGUGAACUUUGUACAGCUUGUUCAUCUUGACAAUGAGCAGCACUUGCUUCUUCUCGGAAAACACAAUAUAUUUGUUGCAGCAACAAUUGAUCUCACAGAAGACAAACUGCAGAUUCACAAUGCUGCACACUGCCAUGUUGGAAAGUUGGCAAUUUCAGGUGUUGUGUAUUUGGAAAACAGUAACAUAUAUGUCGCAGUCAAGGAUGGUCUGGUGCAACGCCUUUGUGUCAAGUUAGAACCAGAAAGAAAUGUCUCCAUUGAACUCACUGGAAAUUCCUUUCGUUCGGAGGGCGUUGCUUUCACUGGCCUUGUGACGUCACCAAAUGCUUCGCUCUGGGGUAUCCUAGAGUCAGUAAGUGUUGCGUAUGACCACUUGGUAGUGCGAGAACCCACGCAGCUCAACCUUUACCAAGUGAGUAAAUCGUCAACAAUCAUGGAUCACCUGCUGGAAAAGCCUGUUCCUCUUCAUAGUCAUGCAGACCUUCUUGAAAGUCUCAGAAUCUCUGCAUGCAAGGGAGGAGGACCAAUAAAAUUUCCUUCAUCCAAAGAAAUUACUGGUUGUUCUCUCCAUGAACUGAAAGUCUUUUACUGGCUGGCAAAGAUGAGCAGAAACAUUAGAGUCAGUGACAUAAAACCUAUAGAACAUUUGGAAGAACUAGAACAACAGCUACAGACAAUAAUAUUGGAAAAAUGGAUAAGAGAUUGUCUUAAGAAUUUUACCAAUGCAGUUAUUCCAGGAGACCCAACCAUUGCUUUGUCUAUUUCUUUAAUGUGUGAAUGGCUGGGUAGAAAAGAUGAUGAUAGUGAUGUUGAGUCAGUGAAAAAGAAGAUUGGCAUAGUGAGCAACGAGCAGUGUCUUGUGUGCAAAGAAAGCAUCAAACUAGAUACCCUUGUUUAUGGAAAAUGUGAAAAAGGUCACACUCUUCCCAGAUGUUGCCGAACAUUUUUAUUAAGCCGACCAACAGUGCAUUGCCCUCGCUGCAAAGUUUUUGUCCACUCUGCAGCUACUUCACUGUUAGGAGGGAGUCCAACCUGCACCUACUGUGACGGCUUGAUGGCAGAUGAAAUUGGAAGCAGGAAGAGAUCGAGAAAAUAGCAUGAGGAAGGUGUCAUCUGGAGCAGAGGCAGCUCUUUGUUUCGUUCUUUCUUUCUUUUUUGUUUAUUCUUACUUUCUUUCUUUUUUGUUCAUUCUUUCUUGCUUGCUUUUUUUGAUCAUUCUUUCUUGCUUUCUUUUUUUUAUCAUUCUUUCUUGUUUUCUUUUUUGUUCAUUCUUUCUUUUUUUCUCUCCCUUUUUUUCUCUCCUUUUCUCUCUCCUUUUCUCUCCCUCUUUUUCUCUCCCUCUUUUUCUCUCCACCUUUCUCUCUCCACCUUUCUCUCUCUACCUUUCUCUCUCUACCUUUCUCUCUCUACCUUUCUCUCUCUACCUUUCUCUCUCUCUCUCUUUCUCUCUCUCUCUCUUCAAGUGUAUGCCUUUGACUAUCUGUAUACUUAACAGGGUUUUAUGAUAGCUGGAUUAAUUUUGUGGAGAAAGUUAUGGUAUUAUUACCCAUACCAGCAGAUGUGGGUCAAGUAAAAGUGUUGAUAGGAAAGCAUAUACUUUUUUACCUUUUACCUCUCUGCUGAUGUAUGAUUUCAUACGUAAUUUC